Molecule: messenger RNA, 1773 nt
Organism: Leptosia nina
Lineage: Eukaryota; Metazoa; Arthropoda; Insecta; Lepidoptera; Pieridae
Source: the annotation of a GenBank genome assembly
AUGCCACCCAAAGAAACUGCAAAAAAACCACCAGCUCAAAUUCAGAGGCCUAAUGUAAGCGAUGCGACUCUUAAUUACAUUCCUGAAGAUGCAUUAGAAGGUUACCAAGAACGAAUAGAAACGGGUAUUAAUUGGACUUUAGUUGAAAACGCGGGUCGUCACCAUAAACAAAAAUGUCUGAAAGCGAAUGUACCAGCAGUAACUUUUUCUGAAGCCCUUCAAAAUAAAAUCCAGAGAAGUUUUUUAAACGGAUUCUUUGACGAGUCUAGUUCUCUAACUUUACAAGAGCAUUGGGAUAUCCUUUUACCCAUGACUAUAUGGGAUAACCAGAAAUUCACAAACGAAGAAGGAAAGAUAUGUUUUAAUAAUUGUAACUGCAUAACAGAUGAUAUGAUUCACUUGAUUAAGAAGGCGGUUAAGCUUAACGAUCGAAAAUUUUUGAGAGAUGAAUUAAAAAAAGUUACUGUUUUACGGGUGAACGAUGUAGAGAUGACGGAGCUAGACGAUCAGUUACAGGAAUUUCAGAACAUUGUGAUAUUGAAUUUAACAUGUAAUUACAUAGAUAAGAUCGAGGCAAGCUUUAUGCCCUGUGGUUUAAAACUGCUAGAACUGCAAGCAAAUCGAAUAAGUGACGUCGUGCAUUUCGCAGAAAAACUACCCUCAGAUAUGACCUAUUUGGGGUUAAGUAGAAAUCUGCUUAACAAUGAAAGCCUUGCCAGUUUGGCGCGCUUACCACAUCAUUUGACGGUUUUGGAUUUGUCGGACAACGACAUCUGUGAUCUUAACUCGGUACUAGAUCCUUUGGCGCUUCUGCCAAGUCUGACAGCUUUGCAGCUCGCGGGAAAUCCAUGCGCGGUGUGUGCUGCCUACGCCCGUACCACUUUAGCUCGUCUUCUUCGCCUCCAAUGGUUGGACUGCAGGGAGGUGCUCCCCACGGACCGAUCAGCUGAACCCUUCGAACCCCAUCCUGAAGACCUGCGAUCUGCGUACUUCAACUUUACAGUGUUCCGCAUCAUGUCUGCCAUUCAGCCACCGAAAGCCGAAAAGGGCGCAGUGACAGCAUUUUACGUAGAGAUAGAACUGCCUCUACUAGAUGGUGUGAGACGGCAAUUCUUAAUGUUCCGAGAAAACGAUUCCUUGAUUGAAAUAUUACCUCCUCCAGAAGACGAGGAUUGGGCUGAAUCCAAACCACCAUCUGAGAUUGAAAGCAAAAUGUUGCUUGAGCCCGAAGCAUCGUCACACGCUUCAGAUAUCUAUAACCGUCUCACAACGAAGAACUCUAGACUCAUAUGCCAUUACACAGUUUUUGAGAGCAACAGGGUCCAGUGGAACAAGAUCAUGAACUUCCAAGAGCCAACUGUGCGGAUAUUUUGUCCCAAUCUAAUUGCGUUACGGGAUACCUUUCGGACCGUUAUUACUGUGAGGUUUAUAUAUUCUGUGACAAUUAACACGAAACCAAACAAAUCAGAUAAGAAGAGCGCUAUGUCUUUCAAGCCACCCGGGGAACAGAGAGUUACCCUGGCUACUAUAAAGUGUGCCUUAAAGAAACCAGACUGGAGCCAGCAAUCACAGCAUUUCCACUGGGAUGACUCUCUUGGUACAGAAGAUGCUAUACAUUGGGGAGAUGCUGAUCUUUCGAUCCUGCAGUACGGUUUGGGUGUAGUCAAACCAACCAAAGGGAAACCUGAAACAGAUCCAACAUCCUCCAGGCAGUUACCCCCAGACAAUCUUACGUGUCAUUUUGGUUUCGGGAUUGAUACAGUACGCGCAUGA